AUGGAGGAGCAGGAAUUCUCCAUCUUGACCCCCAACGCCAUGCUCGGCUACGGGUAUCGAGCAGACCACUUCUGGUACGGAAUUGAAACGUACAAGCCAGAAGCCAUCAUUGUCGAUAGCGGGUCGACCGACGGCGGACCUUACAAGCUUGGCAUGAACAAGAUGACCUGUGGGCGCGAGGCGUAUAUCCGAGAUUUGACGCCCAUGCUCGAGGCGUGCUUCCACCACAAGAUCAAGGUCUUGAUUGGCUCUGUUGGCGGCGAUGGAAGCAACUCUCACGUGCAGGAGAUGCUUGGGAUUAUCAAGGAAAUUUCAGCCGACAAGGGAUUCUCGUUCAAGAUUGCCACCAUUUCUCACGACAUCUCGCCUGACCUGGUCAAGCACCGCAUCGACGAGGGCAAGUGCUAUCCCUGUGGUCCGCUAGCAGAUCUGUCCAAGGAUGAUGUCGACAAUGCAGUCAAUUUUGUUGCCCAGAUGGGUGCUGAACCGUUCAUCAAGGCGUUGGAGGAGGACCCGGACAUUAUCCUCGGCGGACGCUCCUAUGACCCUGCGCCAUUCGCCGGGUACUGUCUGUCCAAGGGGGUCUCCGCAGGAACCGCUUGGCACAUGGGAAAGAUUAUGGAGUGUGGAGGAAUCUGCUCCGUGCCCAAAGGCCGUUCGAUGAUUGCUACCAUGCGGAAGACUUCAUUUGACCUGGUGCCCCUGAACCCGAUUGAGCGAUGCACGCCUCUGUCUGUGGCCGCUCACACCCUGUACGAAAAGACUCGCCCGGAUAAACUCCCUGGUCCCGGUGGUGUUCUGCAUCUGGAUGACGCGAGCUACGAGCAACUGGCCGAUGACCGAACCGUCCGUGUCUCCGGGGCCAAGUUUGUGCCGACUCCAGUCUACCAAAUCAAGCUCGAAGGAGUCCAAAGACUUGGCCACCGCACCAUCUUCAUUGGUGGUGUGCGGGACCCUAUCCUCAUCUCGCAGAUCAACGAGUUCCUGCAGUCCGUUAGGGAGUAUUCCCAAGGCCUCUAUCCUGAUCUCGACCAGAGCGACAACUGCCGUCUAAUCUACCACGUCUACGGUAACAAUGCCGUCAUGGGGCCGUUGGAGGCGACCUCAUCUGACGUUCACGAGAUUGGCGUCAUGGGCGAAGUUGUUGCUCAGACACGCGAGAAGUCGUAUGCCAUUGCGAACAACGUCCGCACGUCGCUGCUUCACAUGCCUUAUGAAGGUCAACUGGCGACCACUGGCAACUUUGCGUCCCCGCUGUCUCCUCAUGAACAGGACGCAGGAGAGGUAUUCAAGUUCAGUCUCUACCACUUGAUUGAUUUAGAGCAGGGCCAGGAGACGUCCCUGUUCCCCGUGACCCACCUACAGGUCCAAGGCGAGACGCAGCGCAGCAGUGAAGGAUCACGGCUAAGCGAAAAGGAGUGGCGGUUCUUCAAGGAGACCACACCGCAGCUACUUACACAAAAGAAGGCACCUGAAGGAGAGGCCGACAUGAUGGCUCUGGCCAAGGUGAUCCGCUCCAAGAACUCGGGUCCCUUCGAGUUGACGCUGGACAUCAUGUUCGACAACAAGGAGUCGUACGAGCGAGUAAAGGCUGCUAAUAUCCUGGGCAACGAAGUCAUCAAGCGGCUAUACAAGGUCGAGGAUCAAGAUAUCCUCGUUAACAUGUUCUUUGAUCCGGCAUUUGCAUGGAAAUGUACCCUGAAGAGACCUUGGGCACAGGGCAGCAUUGGCGAGAGGGAUACGCUGGGAACACAGCAGCACGCCCCUCUGCUGAGGAUUAGAGUCCCUGCAGCGAUUAACUGA
This is a messenger RNA of Ilyonectria robusta, 1803 nucleotides long. RefSeq lists its product as uncharacterized. The record is from RefSeq and is a predicted model, not a curated record. The transcript has 3 exons. Lineage: Eukaryota; Fungi; Ascomycota; Sordariomycetes; Hypocreales; Nectriaceae. The coding region runs from base 1 to 1803 and encodes 600 amino acids.